Tarenaya hassleriana is the source of this 1377-nucleotide messenger RNA. Its product is annotated as 3-ketoacyl-CoA synthase 19-like. The transcript has a single exon. Gene Ontology annotation, molecular function: acyltransferase activity, transferring groups other than amino-acyl groups. Gene Ontology annotation, cellular component: membrane. Lineage: Eukaryota; Viridiplantae; Streptophyta; Magnoliopsida; Brassicales; Cleomaceae. The record is from RefSeq and is a predicted model, not a curated record. Bases 13 to 1377 code for a protein of 454 amino acids. Gene Ontology annotation, biological process: fatty acid biosynthetic process.
UCUCUCUCUCUCAUGGAUCUUCUCACCUUGACAUGUUUUUCACUUGUCCCUUGUUUCGUCUUCCUCCUGUUGAAACCGAUUCUUGAGAGGAGAAACCGCGCAUGCUUUGUGCUUCACUAUGAGUGCUACAAGGGGAAAGACGAGAGAAAGCUCGACAGCGGAACAUGUGCACAGAUCGUUCAGAGGAACGAGAAACUGGGUCUUGAAGAAUACAGGUUUCUCCUCAAGACGAUGAUUAGUUCAGGCAUCGGGGAGGAAACUUACGGCCCAAGAAACAUCCUCGAAGGUAGAGAGGAUAACCCUAAUCUUCUCGAUGCGUAUACGGAGAUGGACGAGAUCAUGUUCGACACGUUAGACAAUCUCUUUGCCGAGACGGGCAUUUCGCCUCGCGAAAUCGGUAUACUCGUCGUGAACGUAUCCCUCUUUCCGCCGGCUCCUUCCCUCGUUUCACGGCUGGUGAACAGGUACAAGAUGAGGGAAGACAUCAAAUCGUACAAUCUCUCGGGAAUGGGUUGUGGUGCGAGCGUUAUAUCGAUAGAUCUCGUCCAAAGAUUGUUCAAGAUCUACAAAAACACAUUGGCAUUAGUUGUAAGCACCGAAUCAUUGAGUCCACACUGGUAUAGUGGCAAAGACAGAUCGAUGAUGCUCUCGAACUGUCUGUUCCGGACAGGAGGGAGUUCAGUUCUGUUAACAAACAACGUUAAACUGAAGAACAAAGCGAUCAUGAAGCUAAAAACCGUGGUUCGUGCUCACGUUGGGUACGACGAAGAAGCUUAUGCAUGCAGCAUGCAAAUGGAGGACAGUGAAGGGCACAAAGGCUUUCUAAGAACAAAACACUUGGAAAAGGCUGCAGCCAGGGCCAUGGCUAAGAACUUUCAGGUCCUGAUUCCGAGAGUAUUGCCCGUCAAGGAACUGUUUCGCUACUCGAUAACUAGCUCGUUCAAAAGGAGAGGAGCGAAUGGCGAAUCCUCGAGCAGGAUAGGACUAAACCUAAAAUCCGGAAUACAACAUUUCUGCAUACCUCCGGGAAGAAGGGCAAACAUCGAAUCCAUCGGAAAACGCUUAGGACUUGACGAACACGAUACCGAGCCAGCGAGAAUGGCGCUCCACAGAUUCGGAAACACGUCCUCGAGUGGAAUUUGGUAUGUUUUAGGGUAUAUGGAGGCUAAGAAGAGGCUAAGGAAAGGAGAGAAUGCAUUGAUGAUAAGCAUGGGUGCGGGGUUUGAGUCCAGCAAUUGUGUUUGGCAGAUCAUGAAGGAUAUGAACUGCGAGAACAUUUGGAAAGAUUCGAUCGGACAUUAUCCAGAGUUGUCGGAAACUCCAAAUCCAUUCGAGGGGAAGUACGAUUGGAUCAACGAUGAUGCCGUGAGCUUUUAA